This is a messenger RNA of Bombyx mori (domestic silkworm), 4207 nucleotides long. RefSeq lists its product as uncharacterized. The coding region runs from base 1 to 843 and encodes 280 amino acids. The record is from RefSeq and is a predicted model, not a curated record. The transcript has 2 exons. NCBI's taxonomy places the organism in Eukaryota, Metazoa, Arthropoda, Insecta, Lepidoptera, Bombycidae.
AUGGAAAAUAUAUAUUUCCAGUGUUUGACUGUACUAAAUGAGCAAAUUAAUUUAAAACAUGGUGCAAACGAUAAGGAUAUGUCCCAGGAGUCAGGUAGCACUAUCACUUCUAGAGGUAAAUUGCCUAAUAUUGUAAUACCAACUUUCUCAGGCCAGUACUCUGAAUACGUGACAUUUAUAGGAAUAUUUAAAUCGGUUAUUCAUACCAAUAAGGCUAUCGAUAAUAUUCAAAAGCUAUACUACUUGCGAACAUUCCUUAAGGGACAGCCCUAUGAAUUCGUUAAAAAUCUUCCUCUGAAUAGUGAAAGUUAUAACGAAGCCAUGCAAUUGUUACACAACAGAUACUAUAACAAAUACAAAAUCAUAUCUGAGCACGUUAAUGCCCUCUUAGAUCUGGAAAAACUUUCCACAUUUGUAGGAGCUAAAGAAAUUAGACAAUUUGUUUCCACAAUCCGUCAAAAUUUGGCAGCUUUAAAUAAUUUAGAUGCAAACGUGGAUGCGUGGAACCCUAUCCUGUUGGGCAUAGUAACACGUAAGCUCGACACGUACAGUGCUCGCUCUUAUCAGUUGGAAAGAAACCAGGAACAAGAGCCAACUAUGGGUGACCUUUUAGCUUAUAUGGACAAGCGUGCCCUGGCGCUUGAAAACACAGACGUCAAGCAAGAUGUUGCAGCUCCAACAACUGCCAAGGGCAGAGUAAGCUUAGCAGCCACGGCCAAGCCUGCAAUGGACUGCAUCUACUGGAAGUGCAUGUUUCCUUGGGCCCGCGGUCUGCUCACAACACCAUGCAGAUCGUUGAGUCUCACAUACCCCGCGCGCCCCUUUUGCGCGGGGACCUCGUAGGAGGUUCGGCCCUCUACCCGAAGAAAAAAAAAAAAAAAAAAAAAGGGAAGUACAUGUUAAAUGUAUUCUUGAUUCUCAAGUUUCACUCAUUACUACAAAGGCUGUAGAAGUAUUAGGUUUCACACCUCAUCGCAGUAAUAUCAAUUUAAACGGGGUAACUGAAAACAAAAGCAAAGUAAGCUACUGUAUUCCUUUACAAGUUCAUUCUCUGACGUCCUCUUUCACUACACUUGUUAACUGUCAUGUGGUAGACAAAAUAACGGGCAACCUGCCACAGAAAGAGGUUAACUUGCAAGACAUAUCCAUGCCAACAGGAAUCACAUUAGCCGAUACCACCUUCAAUAAGCCUCCAGAGAUAAAUAUGCUGAUAGGCGCAGAUGUAUUUUUUCAAAUAAUACAGCCGCUUGAGAAACCAUUUCCCUAAUAAUUUAGCUGCGAUGCCUCCUAUCAAUUUAGAUAGAUAUAUAAACACCAACAGUGCAACUUCGGUGCAUUAGAUAGUUUUUGAUGCCUCCAGUACUACUGGCUAUGGGUGCUGUGCAUACCUUCGUGUGGUCGACAUAACAGGUAAGGCUGAAUUACACUUGGUUACUCUGUUCGAAGUCGCGAAUAAACCCACACGCGCAAAGCCACUAACAAUACCUAGGCUGGAGCUAAAUGCUGCAUCACUUUUGUCAAUACUUAUUGAAAGGGUAUAUGAAACAUUAUGCAAAAAAAUUCAAAUACAUAAUGUAAAUUUAUUCACUAACUCACAAAUAGCAUUGGAUAACAAUUGAUUUAACUAAAAUGUAGACGUACGUUGCAAAUAGAGUUAGUGUAAUUUAGCAAAAAACUAAAAACUGGUGCUGGCUAUAUGCACCAUCAUCAGACAACCCGGCUGACCUGAUAAGCAGAGGUAUCAACCCUCCUGAGCUUCAUAAUUGCGCACUCUUAUUCCAGUUCUUAGAUAAGUAUUCUGAUAUAGAUAAGAUUUUGUCGUAAUUUGCUAUUCAAAAAUUGAGGAAUUACAGCACGCGUUGCAUUUUAUAAUAAAGCACGAGCAGUCAGUGCAUUUCAAUAAUGAAAUCAGUGCAUUGCAAAAGGGUAACAUCGUGCAUGGUUUCCUUAAAACUCUACAUCCAUUUUUAGAUGAAAAUGGCUUGAUUAGGGUAGGUGGUCGAUUAGAUAACUCUGACAUGCCUCUUGCACAAAAACAUCCUAUCAUUCUUUCAAACAAAUCUCGCAUAACUGAGUUGAUUAUACAUAGUGAACAUAUUAGACUGUUACAUGCUGGACCUAAGUCACUCUUAUCUAAUUUAAACCAAAAAUACUGGUUAAUUAACGGCAUGAGACAAGUUAAAAAGGUGACCCAUAAAUGUUUGGUAUGCUUUAGAUUCAAAGCUGAUGCAGCUAAGCAACUGAUGGGAUCCUUGCCUCAAACUUGAGGGAGCACUUGUAUUAAUGAAAGAGCCAAAUUCUCCUCCUUUGGUGCGGCCCGUGGCACGUGUAACAAAAGUAUAUCCUGGUGGCGAUUGUAAAGUCCGAGCAUUGCAGCUCAGAACUGCUGAUGGUAAAUUAUAUAAUCGAUCUAUACAAACUAUUUGCGUAUUCUCAAAUCGGAUACGGUAGUAACUAUGCCCCCCCUCGUAGGCCCUUCAGGCCGACUCGCGGCGUUUGAUGAUGACGAAAAAGCAGAGCUGCUGGCCGAUACAUUGCAAACCCAGUGCACGCCCAGCACUCAAUCCGUGGACCCUGUUCAUGUAGAAUAGACAGUGAGGUAGAACGCAGAGUAUCCUUGCCACCCUCGGAUGCGUUACCACCCGUCACCCCGAUGGAAGUUAAAGACUUGAUCAAAGACCUACGCCCUCGCAAGGCUCCAGUUCCGACGAUAUAUCCAACCGCGUUAUUAAACUUCUACCCGUCCAACUCAUCGUGAUGUUGGCAUCUACUUUCAAUGCCGCUAUGGCGAACUGUAUCUUUCGGUGUGGUGUGGAAAGAAGCGGUGUGGAAAGAAGCGAACGUUAUCGGCAUACAUAAACCCGGUAAACCAAAAAAUCAUCCGACGAGCUACCGCCCGAUUAGCCUCCUCAUGUCUCUAGGCAAACUGUAUGAGCGUCUGCUCUACAAACGCCUCAGAGACUUCGUCUCAUCCAAGGGCAUUCUCAUCGAUGAACAAUUCGGGUUCCGUACAAAUCACUCAUGCGUUCAACAGGUGCACCGCCUCACGGAGCACAUUUUUGUGGGGCUUAAUCGACCAAAACCGUUAUACACGGAAGUUCUCUUCUUCGACGUCGCAAAAGCGUUCGACAAAGUCUGGCACAACGGUUUGAUUUUCAAACUAUUCAACAUGGGCGUGCCGGAUAGUCUCGUGCUCAUCAUACGGGACUUCUUGUCGAACCGCUCUUUUCGAUAUCGAGUCGAAGGAACCCGCUCCUCCCCGCGACCUCUCACAGCUGGAGUCCCGCAAGGCUCUGUCCUCUCGCCCCCCCUAUUUAGCUUACUCGUUAACGAUAUUCCCCGGUCGCCGCCGACCCAUUUAGCUUUAUUCGCCGACGACACGACUGUUUACUAUUCUAGUAGAAACAAGUCCCUAAUCGAGAAGGGCUUAGGGACCCCGGUAACCGUACUCGUCGAACUCGAAAAAGAGUUCGCCGUGCAACCUAACCCAUGAAUCAGCUCGCUGAGUUUCUCGCCGGAUCUUCUCAGCGGGUCGCGAUCCCGAUCCGGUAGUAGAUUCAUUCGCGAAGCAGCUGCUCUUGAGCUGUUAGGUCUCCUUCGGAGGCGCUCGGGUAACUGUUAGCAAAUCCCACCCCUCCUGGCUGAGCCUUUGCUCGCCCACCUGUCCUGGUGAAACUGGAAAGGCCUCCGGGCCACCAGUAAUACUUCAAUCAUAAAAAUAAAAAAUUGCGUAUUACCUAUAGAAAUGUAAUAUCACAUUGUGUUUUAAUAAGAAAUAUGGUUCUUUUUGUAUUUUUUUUAAUAAAAAAGUAGUUAAUGUUUAGUUAAUAUUAUUGUAUUUAAUGAGUUAAUAUAAGGUUAACAUAAGUUGAUGUUAAUAACAAGGUAGUGUUAUUGUAAUACUUAAUUACAUGCGAAUUAUUUAAUUUAUGUUCUAGCUUAUAGAAAAACAUUGUAACUAACAAGAUGUUUGCGAUAUAAGAAUAAGUUUUGUUAUGUAUAAAUUUAUUUUUGCCCAGGCGGCAGUAUGUUUAGAGCAAUUCUAAACAUGAAGUAUGCAUAACUAUUUUUUGAAUUUUGAAAUAGAAAAAUAAUAUAGUAAUAAUUUUGACAACAUAGUCAUUGUAAGUCAAUCAACAAUUUAGGUCGUAUGUGCACGUGUUGUAACUACAUUAAAAUAAAAUAAAAGUAAUCUUCUCUCUGAAUA